GCUCUGUGGCAUGGCCGUGAUUUCAGCUCCAUGUGAGACUUUCUUCCUCAUUUCCUUUCCUGGUCUUCUUUUCUUUCCCAACCUCGAGCCGUGUCCUUUCUGCUAUAAAUAUAACCACUAAAGCUUCUUCUCUCUCCCACACUGGACCUCAUCUCAGCUCAUCUCAGCUCUCUCUUCUUCUGAGCUCAACCUCACUUCCCUUUUCUUCUCAGGGCUUGAAAAUGGCUACAUUAUACUCAGCUCUGCUUGCAUUUUCUUUGCUGUUUGCAAGUUCGGCCUUUGCAGCAAAAUAUGUCCCGUUUGAAGGGCUCUUGGCCAAUGGCAACUUUGAAGAAGAACCGAAACCAAAAGACCUCAGCAAAACUGUACUCAAGGGGAAAUACUCGCUGCCCAAAUGGGAAAUACAAGGCUUCGUUGAGUACAUCUCAGGGGGACCUCAACCAGGCGGCAUGUACUUUCCGGUGGCUCACGGCGUCCAUGCAGUGAGGCUUGGCAACGAGGCUUCAGUUUCCCAGACCAUAAAGGUCAAGCCAGGCGCCUUGUAUGCUCUAACUUUUGGUGCAUCAAGAACCUGUGCCCAAGAUGAGGUUUUGAGGGUCUCAGUGCCUCCUCUGACUGGGGAUCUUCCCUUGCAAACUCUGUAUGACAGUUUUGGAGGUGAUGUUUAUGGAUGGGGAUUCAGAGCCACUGCCAAUACUGUUACUGUAACAUUCCACAAUCCUGGAGUUCAGGAGGACCCUGCUUGUGGCCCUCUCUUGGAUGCCGUUGCUAUUAAGGAGCUUUCGCCUGUUUACCCUACUAGAGAUAAUUUGGCCAGAAAUGCUGACUUCGAGGAAGGACCUCACAGGCUGUUUAACUCUUCUAAUGGAGUGCUCAUCCCUCCAAAACAAGAAGACGCCACUUCUCCACUUCCCGGAUGGAUCAUUGAGUCCCUUAAAGCCGUGAAGUUCAUCGAUUCGAAACAUUUCAAUGUUCCAUCUGGAAACUACGCGGUCGAGCUUGUUGCAGGGAGAGAAAGCGCCAUUGCUCAGGUCAUCAGGACUGUUCCCAACAAGUUCUAUACUCUCACUUUCCUUGUUGGUGAUGCCAAGAAUGGCUGUCACGGAGCAAUGAUGGUCGAAGCUUUCGCUGCCAAAAACACAGUCAAAGUUACCCAUGAAUCUCAAGGAAAGGGUGCUUUCAAGACUGGCAUCCUGAAAUUCAAAGCAAUUGAUGCCAGAACCAGGAUUACAUUUUUCAGCUCAUACUACCACACUAAGAAAGAUGACUUCGGUUCUCUUUGUGGUCCUGUCCUUGAUAAAGUUCAGGUUGUCCCCAUAGCAUAGAUAAGAUAAUCGGUUUGAGCAGCCUGCGUUAUAUGAAAUUGUAGAGAUUUUUGGAACAUUUUAAGUCCAAGAAGAGUUGUAUAUUAGAUCGUUGAUGGUGAGAGAUAUAAGCAUAUAUGCUCUACUAUAGUUUUCCGAGUGUGAAUUUGGUUCUGCCUUCAAAUGGCGUUACAUUACAUGAACAACUUUAUUUUCCUGGAAAAUUUUUAUGUAUUCGAACCAUACAUUGUCCUAAUCCAAAACAUUGGGAUUGAAUAAUUUAGUUACUUUAAUUAGAUUUCAAUUAUUUUUCGUGGGCA
Messenger RNA from Humulus lupulus (European hop), 1624 nucleotides. RefSeq names its product protein TEEBE-like. The transcript is spliced from 3 exons. The coding region runs from base 222 to 1325 and encodes 367 amino acids. NCBI's taxonomy places the organism in Eukaryota, Viridiplantae, Streptophyta, Magnoliopsida, Rosales, Cannabaceae. Gene Ontology annotation, cellular component: cell wall; plasma membrane. The record is from RefSeq and is a predicted model, not a curated record.